Molecule: messenger RNA, 10110 nt
Organism: Zootoca vivipara (common lizard)
Lineage: Eukaryota; Metazoa; Chordata; Lepidosauria; Squamata; Lacertidae
Source: RefSeq, a predicted model, not a curated record
GCGGGAGCUGUGGGUGCUGGUGAUGGAGAAGUGGCUGGAACAGAAGAAGGUGCAGAUGGGUUUACUGCUCCUUUGGGAGGGCCGAUUCCUCCUCAUCUGGCUCUCAAAACAGAAAUGGUGUUCCUCCUCCUUCUGGAAUUGGAGGCUCUGACUAUGGGGGAACUCAGUGGGACCGCGGAGCUAAUCUGAAGGAUUACUAUUCCAGGAAGGAGGAGCAGGAGGCUCAAGCAGUAAGGGUUGUCCCCCCCCCCUUUCAGUACACAUUAUAAUUUCAGGCCGGUUGAUACAUAGAAGAUACGUCCAUAUGCUUUUUUUGGUGGGGUGGAAUUUGCCGAUCAGAAGGUUGGCGGUUCGAAUCCCGCGAUGCCGUGAGCUCCCAUUGCUCGGUCCCAGCUCCUGCCAACCUAGCAGUUCAAAAGCACAUCAAAGUGCAAGUAGAUAAUUAGGUGUACCACUACAGCGGGAAGGUAAACGCCGUUUACAUGUGCUGCUCUGGUUCGCCAGAAGCAGCUUUGUCAUGCUGGCCGCAUGACCUGGAAGCUAUACGCUGGCUCCCUCAGCCAAUAACACGAGAUGAGUGCCGCAACCGCAGAGUCGGUCACGACUGGACCUAAUGGUCAGGGGUCCCUUUACCUUUACUAUUCUUCAGGUAAAGCUCAAAUAUUUGAUAUUUUUAUCUUCUUGGUUAGCAUUUGAAGUAACUUUUGUUACUGUUACCCUUCCUUUAAUCUACGGCUAUAUUUGGGGGAUAAUGGAAUAAUUCUGGGCAUAUUACAAAAUCGAUUCUCAGGGGUUGCCUGUCAGAACAUGUGGAGUCUGCAAUACACAGAUCUAAUGAUUUAGUCAAAGUAUUGAAGUUGUUUAAUUUACUGGGUAAAUGCUUAUCUCACUUAGCUUGCACACAAGAUGAUCCAGAAAUCUUAGAGGCUGUUUCAUCUAAUACUGACGUGUAACAAAGUUAAGAGUGGCACUUGUAAACUUUAAUUACAAGACAUUUGUUUCUUACCAUCAGACUUUGGAGUCAGAAGAAGUAGACUUAAAUGCUAGUCUUCAUGGGAAUUGGACCUUAGAAAAUGCCAAGGCACGCCUGAACCAGUUUUUCCAAAAAGAGAAGAUUCAAGGAGAAUAUAAAUACACUCAAGUGGGGCCUGAUCACAACAGGUUUGCUAGGUUUUCACCUUUGUGUGGCUGAUAAUGUUGAAAUGCUUCUUGGCUGCUCUUCACUUUCAAAUGGGGAAUUUAGUUACCUUAAUGUAUACGAUGAGUAAACAAAGAUACAAUCAACUAUUUCUUUUUAAGUGGCCAAAAUCAUAUUAAUUUGUAGGGUUUAUUUCUUGCUUUCUUGGUCCAAGUUUGCAACCUGCCUUUAAUUGUUGUUGUUUUUUAAGAAAAUAAAAUAAGGUAUUUUAUCCACUUUUCUGGUAGGCAUUGAGCAGAAUCUCACGUAAGACGGUUUCUUGGGCUCAUAAGAUUACAGGGCAGAGAACUCUACUGAAGUAUCAAAAUUUUUGAAUUAUGUGAAAAGACUUCCUGCAUGUAAAAAAACCCACAUCAAGGGGUUAUGGCAGAGAGAAGCUUGUAUCUUUGAUGAAGUAAUUUUCUCUAUGGGUCAUUUUUAAAAAUGCAAUUUUCUCCAUAUGCUAUAAUGGAAUCCUAAGAGAAUUUUAUCAUGUUAUUUGUUGAUAAUAAUAAUUUUAUUAUUUAUACCCCACCCAACAGCAAGGCUGUUACUGCCAUGCUAGUUUAGAGUGAUUCCAGCUUGAUUUCUCAAUUGCACUGGCACCUAAUUGCCAUUUGCACAGCUCCCUCUGAUAGGGGAUAGAUGCCUUCUGUUAAAAAGGAAUACAUUUGAUUGUGCUUAUUUCUUGACAAAACUUAUACUCAAGAGACUAUAUGUUUAAACAAGCCUUUGAAAGGAGUCUGCCUGUCCUCAACCUCUGCUCCUUCUGCCACUUUUUCUAGCCAUAGUCCAAACUGUGUUCCCAGGAAAGCGCACUGUUCCCUAAUGGCAGCUGCUAUUUGUCAGUCUCUCUAAUCUACCAUUGCCAGGAGUGGAACAUAGCCCCCAUAGAGCUGCAUUCUCUCUGCUGAGAACAUAGUUUUGUGUUUUGGCAACUGCCCGCCCCAUUUCUCUCCUUCCUCUCAAGGAACUGUUACCAUUGUUUGACUUCAGCUUUCCAGAGAACAGCCAGUCUUCCGGCUACAGUGCUGCUUUUGAAGCUGAGUUUGCAAGAGGUCUGUAUUUUAGUGUCCUAUAUUUGCACUUGAAGAACAGAAACAGGCCUGGUGACACACUUCCAGGGCAAGGAGGCAAUUCCCCUGUGUGUGAUCCCUUCUGGCUAGCAAAACAACAGCAACAAGAAAGCUGUGUCACUUCAACAACUGUCUCUGAAAAUUUCAAAAGCCAGGAGCAGCUGAUACCAUCUGCUUCAUGAAAUCUAUGAGACUCCAGGAGUAUCCUCUUUAAGGAAGAAAUUGGAAGAUAAAGCUGUAGAGUGAAAGAUGUUUCUUUUUAAAAGAAAAAAGGCCACCCAAUUUUAACUCUGUAAAUGCUUUGAGAAUAUGCCUUUUAUGUCAAGGGUGGAAAAGGGCACAUGCUGCAGUUAUAGCUAGUGUUCACGGCAACAAUACUUACGGUUUCUUGUGUCUCUCUUGAAAACACCACCAGGUGUGCGAGAAAAGGCAGUGCAAUAGGGGAGAACCAGGAAGCCAAGGACCUCUCUCCUUCUGGCUCCAAUGAUAUCCAUAGUUGAUUGGGCUGAAUACGUUCCAUAUGAACUGGGUCAUUAUGUAAUCAGAAUCAGAUUUAAUUUCUGGCUUUAAGUGUACUUUGUGACAUUACUUUUUUCUUCCAGCUUCCAGUGGAGAUAAUUGCUUUGAAUACGCAAAACAUUGUCAGGGUUGCCAUCUUUUUACUGGCCCUACUGGGUGUUAAAUCAGUAGCCUGGCAUGCAGUAAUCACUUCGGUAAAGCUUCACUAUGCCAGGAGAAACUUCACCUGCUUAAUUUCUGCAUGACAGACUAGAAUACAAAAGAGCGGUACUGGUAAAAAGCUGGAAGCCCUAAUUUUGAAUGCUUUGGAAGGUGUUAAUUACAGAAUAUUUUUCUACCCAACUGUUGUGGAAGUUGUACUUCUCUGGAAUGUGACUUCCAAUCCGUUUGCUUGAUAAAGAUGGGAGCAGUACGUUUCUCAGCCUGCUUGCUAUUUUCCAGAGAGCAUUCCAGGGUGUAGAACUUGUUACUCCCAGGAAGGCUCGGAUAGAUCACUUGUGUCUGCAGGGAAGCAAAAAGAUGUUUUUGAAAACAUGCUGUGAUAUAUCCAAUGGUUUUGAUCAUGCAUCCCCAAACUUCGACCCUCCAGAUGUUUUGGACUACAAUUCCCAUCAUCCCUGACCACUGGUCCUGUUAGCUAGGGAUCAUGGGAGUUGUAGGCCCAAACAUCUGGAGGGCCGCAGUUUGGGGAUGCCUGGUUUAGAUAUAUCUAAAAUUUAAACUUGCUUAGUAGUAAGAAGGUGGAAUGCACAGUUUAUGUAGCCUGUGCAGUGCAGUGCACCUAGAGCAGUGUUUCCCAAACUUGGGUCUCCAGCUGUUUUUGGACUGCAACUCCUAUAAUCCCUAGCUAGCAAGACCAGUGGUCAGGGAUGGUGGGAAUUGUAGUCUAGCAACAGCUGGAGACCCAAGUUUGGGAAACACUGUUCUAGAGGAUGACUGCAGUUUCGCAGACAAAAAUUCUGAGAAAGCAUAGUUUGGUUGUAUUGGUAAGUUUUGAUGUUUCAUUUUUAGUGUUACAAAAACUUCUGCUUCCAGUUUUAGAAUAAAUUAUAUCAAAUUCUGCUAUCCCAUCUUUUAAAGUGCCAGCUGCCUGGUUCUAUCCUGAUUUGUGCAGACCCAACUUGUCCCAAUUCUAAAGGCCCUCCUCCCAACACCAGUUUUGUUUUAAACGCAUCUAACAUGGAACUCUGAUAGACUUAAAAUGGAAGCAGAUUCCCAAACCAACCUAUUUAAAAAUUUUAACGAAAAAAAGUUUAGGUACCGGUACUGGAAACAUUGGAAAUACUAUUUUUUGCUCAUCUAAAGAAUUUCUAUCCCAUUUUUAUAAAUAUAAAUAUGUUUCCUUUGGGUAGUCAUAUAAAAAGCUAAUUGCAACUUUGCAACUGGCCAUUUGGGCUAAUACUGUGUCUGUUCAUUAUGUGAUUCAUUUUGUGAAAAUUAAGAAGUGGAUUUCCCAUGGACAAAUACAGCAGGGAUUUUUUUUAAAAAAAAUCCACAUUAUAGAUGAGAGUUGGUACCAUGCCUUCCUGGCAUUACAUUUGUGAUUGGAUGUUGCUUUCCAGAAACUGGUUUGGGAAUAUAUAAUUCUAAACACGAGCAUGCUUUCCUUGCGCACAAACAGGGUGCUCUGUCAGAUGGCAGGAUGGGAAGAUGACUCCAUAGCAGCAUUGCAGGUUAAGCUCCAGGCUGAAAGGGGUGGCCAACUGCAACACCAGAGAUUUUUGCUCAUUCACACAUGUGCUGCUGCUUAGGCUGUACUAAGCAAUCACAUGGGGAUCUAUUGUAAAUUGAUUUCUGGUGUUGCUGUUCCCCCCUCAGGUGGAGGAGAAUGAAUUGAGUGCUGGAUAUAAGCCUGGCUGAGAAACAUACUGGCAUCGGUGUCAUUAAUGAAAGGGUGGCUGUUGUGUCCCUGAGAGCCAGUGGCCUUUUGACUCAUGAAGCCGCUGUGCCUGAAGGUCAGUUCACUGGUGGUUUAGGAAGAGGCCUCUGAGCAUAAUCUAACUUCUCUUGUUUGCAGUGAGAUAUCAAAACCUUGACCUAGUUGCAGGUAUAAUGUGACCUUCUUGCAACACAGCAGAAAUGCUGAGGGCAAUUCCACCUAUUAAAGUAGAAGGAGACAUCAACAAAUUUUAAAACCCAGUUUGAGUUAAUUACCAUUCCCAAGCAAAUUAUUUAGACAUGUUUUUUUUUUAAAAAAACACCCUGAUCGUUCUUACACACGUUUACAUCCCACUCAGUUAAAUGAGUAACUUUCUGAGGACUGUCACCCAAACUUCAUUGGUAAUAGGUGUAUACAUUGUAACAUAAACAUAUUUAGGACUAUAGCCUUGUCCAUUUGAACCUCACGUAAAUGACCAAGGUAUUUGUGGAAACUAAACCAACUGAUCACACUCCAAAGCAGGUAAAAAUAAGAGCCACGUGAAGCUGUGAACUUGCUACCUUGGACAGUAGUUCCAACCUCAGCUAUAUUUUUUCCUAGAUAGCUUGUUGAGGGAAGUGCUGCCUUUACUGUUGCCUAUUUUGCCAGAUUAGUCAUAUUUUGGCUCCUUUUGGGGCAAAAGCCUGCACUUGCAGAUGUGAGGCUGAGAUAGGCAAAAUCCUAAGUGGAGUGUUUUUAAUCUGGUUCUAUGGGUUUUGUACAGUGUGUUUCUAUUCUGCAAAUUAAUCCUGUAAUUUUUUUAGUCUAAUUAAUUUUUUGUUCUCAGUGGGCUCCUAUUAAUUUGGAAGCUUCUGAUUUGCCCAUUCUUUUUAACUAGCAAGACAUACAGAUUAUAAAUUAAUCUCUUAAGAACACCUUAACCUUUAAAACAUGGUGAGAACAUAUGUGCUUGGAAAGAGCUGCUCAUAUUACAGUAACUUUACAGCGAAGUCAUUGCAUUUUUUAAAAGUGCUAAUCGUGUGGAGUUAACUGUGAAAGUUUGACUUUUAUUGGGCUUUGCUUAAUGGAAAAGGCCUGGCUAUGUUGGAGGUGCUUCGUUUGAUCUCCCUCAAGAACUAAAGCCCUAAUACUCUGCUUUCUGUAUGUGUUGCAGGAGCUUUAUUGCAGAAAUGACCAUUUAUGUCAAAAAGCCGGCUAGAAGAAUCUAUGCUCGUGAGCAUGGCUCAAACAAAAAGCUGGCAGCACAGUCCUGUGCUUUGUCUUUGGUCAGGCAGCUCUAUCACUUGAACAUCAUUGAGGCUUACUCUGGACAGACCAAGAAGAAGGAAGGUGAAUCGGUGGAGCCUUACCAAGUCAACAUCACUUCAGAUUUAGAAUAUCAAUUGCAAAGCAUUGUUGAGGAGAUGUGUCUUGAAACGGUUCCACCGCCUGAAGAUCCCAACUUUCCUGCUGUACUCAACAUUGGAAAGUUGGCCCAUUUUGAACCAUCGCAGAAACAGAAUCAAACGGGGGUUGUGCCAUGGUCACCCCCUCAGUCAAACUGGAAUCCGUGGACUAGCUGCAACAUUGAUGAGGGUCCUCUGGCAUACGCUACACCAGAACAGAUAAGCAUUGACCUAAAAAGUAACCUCAUGUAUCAGCUGGAAAAUGAUCAGGAACUGCAAAAAAUUCUUCAAGAGAGGGAAACCCUGCCUGUGAAAAAGUUUGAGCGAGAGAUUCUGGAUGCCAUCCACCAAAAUUCUGUUGUCAUCAUCCGUGGGGCAACAGGCUGUGGCAAAACCACACAGGUUCCACAGUACAUCCUGGAUGAAUUUAUCCACAGUGGAAGAGCUGCUGAGUGUAAUGUGGUUGUGACUCAGCCCAGGCGGAUCAGUGCUGUUUCUGUGGCAGAACGAGUCUCCUACGAGAGAGGAGAAGAACCUGGAAAUAGCUGUGGUUAUAGUGUCCGCUUUGAAUCGGUGCUUCCCCGGCCCCAUGCCAGUAUGAUGUUCUGCACUGUAGGUGUCCUCUUGAGAAAGCUAGAAGCUGGCAUCCGUGGAAUCAGUCAUGUUAUUGUGGAUGAAAUCCAUGAGAGAGACAUUAAUACUGACUUCCUAUUGGUGGUUCUGCGGGACGUCAUUCAGACCUACCCUGAAAUCAGAGUGAUCCUCAUGUCCGCCACCAUUGAUACCACCAUGUUCUGUGAAUACUUCUUUAAUUGCCCCAUCAUUGAGGUCUUUGGCAGGACCUACCCUGUUCAAGAGUAUUUUCUGGAAGACUGCAUUCAGAUGACUAAAUUCAUUCCUCCGCCAAAGGACAAAAAGAAGAAGGAUAAAGAUGAAGAUGGUGGUGAAGAUGAUGAUGCCAAUUGCAACCUUAUCUGUAGUGAUGAAUAUGGCCCAGAAACGAAGCGCCGCAUGGCCCAGCUGAAUGAGAAGGAGACCCCCUUUGAGCUCAUUGAGGCCUUGCUGAAGUAUAUCGAGACCCUGAAUGCACCAGGAGCAGUCCUUGUUUUCUUGCCUGGCUGGAAUCUGAUCUACACCAUGCAGAAAUACCUGGAAAUGAAUCCCCACUUUGGAAGCCAGAGGUACAGAAUACUUCCCCUGCAUUCCCAGAUUCCCCGAGAGGAGCAACGCAAAGUAUUUGACCCAGUGCCCCCUGCAAUGACCAAAGUAAUUUUAUCUACCAACAUUGCAGAGACGAGUAUUACCAUUAAUGAUGUCGUCUACGUUAUUGACUCUUGCAAGCAAAAGGUGAAGCUCUUCACUGCUCACAACAACAUGACCAACUAUGCCACUGUGUGGGCUUCAAAAACUAACCUGGAACAGCGGAAAGGACGGGCUGGUCGUGUCCGCCCUGGCUUCUGUUUCCACCUUUGCAGCAGAGCUCGCUUUGAACGACUUGAGACUCAUAUGACUCCAGAGAUGUUCCGAACACCGCUACAUGAAAUUGCUUUGAGCAUCAAACUGCUACGACUGGGAGGGAUUGGCCAGUUCCUGGCCAAAGCUAUAGAGCCACCUCCUUUGGAUGCAGUGAUUGAAGCAGAGCACACACUCAGAGAGCUUGAUGCCUUGGACUCCAAUGAUGAACUGACACCUCUUGGGCGAAUUUUAGCUAGACUGCCCAUUGAACCUCGCCUUGGGAAGAUGAUGAUAAUGGGGUGUAUUUUCUAUGUGGGAGAUGCUGUAUGUACCAUCUCUGCAGCCACCUGCUUCCCUGAACCAUUCAUUAGCGAGGGAAAGAGGCUGGGUUACGUUCACAGAAAUUUUGCUGGAAAUCGGUUUUCUGAUCAUGUGGCCCUCCUGUCAGUUUUCCAAGCCUGGGAUAAUGCCAGACUGGGUGGGGAAAAUGCAGAGAUACGUUUCUGUGAACACAAGAGACUCAACAUGGCUACUCUGAGAAUGACUUGGGAAGCCAAAGUGCAGUUGAAAGAUAUUCUUGUCAACUCUGGAUUCCCAGAAGAAUGUUUGAUGACCCAGAUAUUUAACAACACUGGACCGGAUAACAGCCUAGACGUUGUCAUCUCUCUGCUGGCCUUUGGCUUGUAUCCCAAUGUCUGUUUCCACAAGGAGAAGAGGAAGAUUCUAACUACUGAAGGCCGCAAUGCACUUAUCCACAAGUCUUCUGUUAACUGUCCAUUUAGCAGUCAGGACAUGAAGUAUCCUUGUCCAUUUUUUGUCUUUGGAGAAAAGAUCCGGACACGAGCCAUCUCUGCCAAAGCAAUGACCUUAGUGAGCCCUUUGCAGCUGCUUCUCUUUGGCUCCAAGAAAGUUGUAUCAGAUGGAGAGAUUAUUAUGUUGGAUGACUGGAUCAAACUGCGUAUGCCUCACAACGCAGCUGCCUGUAUCGCUGCGUUGCGUGCAGCAAUGGAAGCCCUUGUGGUGGAAGUAACUAAGAAUCCAGAAAUCAUCAGCGACCUAGACCCAAUGAACAAAAACAUGCUGAAUGUAAUUUGGGAAAUCUCCAAACCAUUAGCUGCUGGCAUCAACCUCUCAGCAGGCACUAUGAGGUAUGGUGAUGGACCUCGCCCCCCCAAAAUGGCUCGAUAUGACAAUGGAGGUGGCUAUAGAGGUGGCAGUGGUUACAGAGGUGGCGGCGGCUACAGGGGUGGAUAUGGAAGUGGUUACCAGUCUUACUCUGGGGGAAGGGGAUAUUCCAGUGGUGCUGGGGGAGGUGGCUUUCGAGGUGGUGGAGGCUUUCAAGGAUACCAAAGUGGAGGAAACAGAGGGGGUGGGUUUAGAGGCAGGUGGGGGUGGUAGGGGUGGAACAAUUUUGGGUGGAACCCAAAAAUAAUUAUGCAUGAUCUUGUUUUUCCCCAUGUUCCUUUGCUUGUAAUGCAGAAGUGUUUCUAGUCCUAGAGUUCACAAAGGAUUGAAACUUUAAUUUGAUAUAAUAAAUAAACAGAUUGCUAUGAUACUCUUCCAUGAUGUGUUCGUUUUGAUCUUAAUAGAACAAGUUAUUUGUUUUUAAAUAGAUUCAUAAAUUUUGCACUUAGAAGCAUCAUAAAUUAACUCAAGUCUUAACAGCCUUCCAUAUUUUUAGAGGCCAUCUCCUGCCACCCAGAAGUGCUCUGUUUGAUAUAAUUUAACUGCAAAAACAGUGGAGAAUGCCGUUUCAUAGGUUUUGUACAUAGCCUCUAUGAUGUAGUUCAGGGAAAGCAAACAUGGUGAACUCCCAUCCACAUGGGAUUCCGGGAUUAUGGGAGUAGUAGUUCAGCAACAUCUGGACAGCACUACAUUGCCUACCCCUGGUGUAGUUCAUAGAAUUGGAGUUGGAAGAGACCACAAGGGCCAUCCAGUCCAGCCCCCUGCCAAGCAGGAAACACCAUCAAAGCAUUUCUGACAUAUGGCUGUCAAGCCUCUGCUUAAAGACCUCCAAAGGAGGAGACCCCACCACACUCCUUGGCAGCAAAUUCCACUGCCGAACAGCUCUUACUGACAGGAAGUACUGUCAGGAAGUUGGUCAUAUUUGGUCCAAGUCUUCCACCACGGCUCAAAACAUCUUCACUUGCUUCAUAGCCUCCAGCUUCUCAAGGAACUGGAGUCCUAGGAAGUGGGAGAGGAUGCUGGGGAGGUAGAUCAGAGCAGUGACAGAGCGAUAGCCAUAAUCUCUUACCUCAUUCUCUAAAGAACUUGAGAAUUCAAUAGAGCCCAUCAGUUUCUACAUCUGGGCCUGCACAGGUACAUUUCCAUGGCAUGCGCAACUUUGAAGAAGUACUAUCCUAGGCCUCUUAAGAAAGCUAGGUUUUUUCUCAUCACUAUCUCUUUUUGACAUCUUGUUGGGGAAAUAAAACUAUGGUGAUAGUUAUGCUGAAACUAAGUAUUUUUUGCAUAUAAGAUGCCCUCAUGUAUAAGACGACCCCCUUUUUUAAAACCCAAAAUUAAUAAAUUGGGCCAGAGCCAGAACCUGAACCAGCAUGGGCUGCCCGCACCAGAACCCCUGUGCAUUCACCAUCCAUGUAUAAGACAACCCCCAAUUUU